ACCUUCAAGGACAAGGUCACCAACGCGGCCCGGCGCCGCGCCGCCGCCGUCGUCAUCUACAACGAGCCGCGCUUCGGCAACGCCACCGUCUCCAUGUCCCACCUCGGAACGGGCAACACAGUAGUAAUUAUGGUUGGUUAUCCAAAAGGAAUAGAGAUUUUGGAACCAGUUCGAAGAGGAAUUCCAGUAAAAAUGACCAUUGGUGUUGGGACGCGACAUGUGCAGGAGUUCAUCAGUGGACAGUCAGUUGUGUUUGUAGCCAUUGCCUUCAUCACCAUGAUGAUUAUAUCACUAGCUUGGCUCAUAUUUUACUACAUACAACGUUUUCUGUAUACUGGGUCACAAUUUGGAAACCAGGGCUACAGAAAGGAAACCAAGAAAGUGAUCAGCCAGCUUCAGCUGCAUACUGUUAAACGUGGAGACAAGGGUUUAGAUGUUGAUGCAGAAAAUUGUGCUGUGUGCAUUGAAAACUAUAAACCAAAAGAUACUGUCCGAAUUCUACCAUGCAAGCAUAUUUUUCAUAGGAUAUGCAUUGACCCGUGGCUGGUGGACCACAGAACUUGUCCAAUGUGCAAGCUAGAUGUCAUCAAAGCUCUGGGAUACUGGCCUGGUUGGCUUUUGUUUACCUACUUUAUUCUGAAGGGUGACCCUGAAGAUGCAUUUGAAGUUCCAAUACCUGAAUCAAUAAGUGGCAGUGUUUCCCUUGGAAGUUUGAGCAUUGCUUUACAAGAAGAUGACCAAAAUGAAUGGGACAAGAACAAACUACCACAAGUUCAUGUUAUUUAUCCUGCUUUUAAGAAAUGGUGGAUCAAGUGCAAAAAUACAUGGAUGGCAGUAAUAGUCGGCAUGGAGAACACCUUUCUAAUGGAAAUUCCCACUGAAUGGCUUCAUUGAAGACAUUUUUAAAUUAGACUGUGAAAGAACUACUUUAUUUUUUAUUUAAUUAGUAUGAACUUUUGUCUAGUUGGAAAAAUAACAAUGUAAAUUGUUUUACCUUUCAAACUUUUCUAGUUUGUGUUCCAAAAGGGCUAACAAGACAAUUUUGUAUGAAGAGGAUUUUUUUUUUAAUUUCCUCUGUCUGUUGAUCCUAUGAAAGAUGCAAUAACCCUGUUGCUGUAACAAUUACUACAGAAUUGUACUCCAGGGGACUCAGAAACUAGGAAGAGAGAACAGACUGUAAAAAGUCUAAUAUAUUGGGUACAUUGUUUACACUUGGCAUGUAGAUACAAUUGAGCACUUACAGCACUACAUUUGAUUAAAUCAUACUUUAAAAAUUCAGAUUAAAAUUUGCUGCAACUAGAGGUGGAUGGCUUUCUUUAAAUAAUCUCUCACUAUAGAUUAGACAGGAAUCAAGUUUUGGGGUAUUACAUUUGAUGAAAAAAAUCUAUUUCAAUUUUACUUAUAAAUAAAGACUGAUAGCUCUUACAGUGUAUUCCACCUCAGAGCAGAAUACAUGCAUUUUCCAUCUCAUUGACUUUUAUACUGAACUGGUCAGUAACAUGUUGGUUUUUAGUACCUGCUGGACAGUCUUGACAUGCUGAGCAUAUAGACUUACUCAGCAUGUGCAUCAGUUACCUCUUUUAAUCUUUAACUCAGUUAAAUAAAUAGAAAAGGGCUAACUAUGGCUAGGAAAUGUAUUUAUUAAUCUAUUUAUAAGAUUUCAUGGAUUUCCCUUUUAAGCCCCCCUUAUUCCUUAUGCACACAUUGGAAACAAGAUCGAUAUAACAUUAGAGGGUUUUGCUCUUUGUCCAAGAAGCUAAACAUUUUUCUUGUGGGCAUUUCCCAUUUAAUAGUUUAAAUGGAUUUGUCACUAGUUUUUAUUCCUUUGCUAGAGUAGCAGUAUUGUGCCUUAUUGGAAAGGGCAGGGGGCACUAAAUCUGAAGCACCAGACUAAAUAAAAACCUCUACAUCUUCA
Alligator sinensis (Chinese alligator) is the source of this 1915-nucleotide messenger RNA. RefSeq names its product ring finger protein 149 (gene RNF149). Lineage: Eukaryota; Metazoa; Chordata; Crocodylia; Alligatoridae. The transcript is spliced from 8 exons. Bases 94 to 894 code for a protein of 266 amino acids. The record is from RefSeq and is a predicted model, not a curated record.